Messenger RNA from Oncorhynchus masou masou (cherry salmon), 3758 nucleotides. RefSeq lists its product as uncharacterized. The record is from RefSeq and is a predicted model, not a curated record. Gene Ontology annotation, molecular function: DNA-binding transcription factor activity. NCBI's taxonomy places the organism in Eukaryota, Metazoa, Chordata, Actinopteri, Salmoniformes, Salmonidae. The coding region runs from base 40 to 777 and encodes 245 amino acids. The transcript has 5 exons.
AAAGAAGAAGAACCUAUUCGCUAACGCCGCAUUUUCGAAAUGGCAUAUCUCGAGUUCAAGUUUGAGGACGAAAUAACUAAAUACAUUCGGGAACAAGAAUUGGCAACGUCACUGAAAUUCGUAAUAUUGGGAAAGGACAAAAGUUUUGGACAAAAGGAUGCACAGCCUUUGGCACGGAAAAAACUCAGCUGGGAGAGUAAAAGUAUCCCGUUCAAUGGUGUUCCGUUUCAAGUUGUUGGCACAAAGACGUAUGAAUGCCACCAGGGCAAAGACAGACAGACAAAAGCCAAAGAGAAAUAUGCUGCUGAAAGAGACAAGAAGGAACUUGAAGACCAUGCUUUUGUAAAGAGACGGAAACUGGUACAAAAUACCAAAAAGGUGGACUGCAAGGCUAUAAUAAACAUCGCCCACGUUAUCCGCUUUCCUGAUUUUAAGAUUGAGGAAAGUACAGUGCGCUCUAAAAAGGAGGCCUCCCAAACUCUGAAGGCAGCACUAAGUGAAACACCCAGCUCCGUGAAGGCAGAGGUUGUCUACUGCGUUAGGUUCCCCUCCCUCUCUGAGCACAGCUCACAUGCAGUUGUUGGCGAGGCAGCUCAUGUUAGGGAAGCUGUAGAUGCCAGGCUGAGAGAGAAGAUUGAGCAGCUGACUCUGUCUGGUGUGAGAAAGAUGACUGAAAUGAAGUGUCAUCUGAACACCUUUGUAGUGGAAGAGCUUUUCCUUGGAGAGCAGCCCCUCCACCUACUCGCAGGCGCUAUUACCCCACUGACAGUGACAUAAGAAAUGUCAUGUUUAAGACCAAGCGGGCCACCGGAGACUCCAACAUUGACCGUCCAUACGAAGGUCCAUCUGGCAGAGGAAAGAAGAGGUCCUCUAGGAAGCUGUUGCGGUUACGGAGGCAAUGUGCAGGAUAUCUUAAAGAGAUCACAGAACUCACUUAUCAUCUGGAAGAGGAACAGUACGUGACUGACCUGUCUUCACAGCUCAGAAGCGUGUUGCUGGAUAUGAAGGCCCAUGUUCCACAGGAUAAAGACCUUCCACUGACCUUUUCUCCAAGGAAGAGAAAAGCUGAGAUGGACAUGGAUCUCAUUCCAACCAAGAGUGCAUCACACCCUUUCAUAGAUGGGUUAGAACAGCACACAGAGGACAUAGUGAGUGUGGAUACCUUGUUGGCAUUGAGCCUAGGGUAGUAGGGCUGCGUGGAUACCUUGUUGGCAUUGAGCCUAGGGUAGUAGGGCGGUGUGGAUACCUUGUUGGCAUUGAGCCUAGGGUAGUAGGGCUGAGUGGAUACCUUGUUGGCAUUGAGCCUAGGGUAGUAGGGCUGCGUGGAUACCUUGUUGGCAUUGAGCCUAGGUUAGUCGGGCUGAGUGGAUACCUUGUUGGCAUUGAGCCUAGGGUAGUAGGGCUGAGUGGAUACCUUGUUGGCAUUGAGCCUAGGGUAGUAGGGCUGAGUGGAUACCUUGUUGGCAUUGAGCCUAGGGUAGUAGGGCUGAGUGGAUACCUUGUUGGUAUUUAGCCUAGGGUAGUAGGGCUGCGUGGAUACCUUGUUGGUAUUUAGCCUAGGGUAGUAGGGCUGCGUGGAUACCUUGUUGGCAUUGAGCCUAGGGUAGUAGGGCUGAGUGGAUACCUUGUUGGCAUUGAGCCUAGGGUAGUAGGGCUGAGUGGAUACCUUGUUGGUAUUUAGCCUAGGGUAGUAGGGCUGAGUGGAUACCUUGUUGGUAUUUAGCCUAGGGUAGUAGGGCUGAGUGGAUACGUUGUUGGUAUUUACACUAAGUUGACUAUGCCUUUAAACAGCUUGGAAAAUUCCAGAAAAUGAUGUUAUGGUUUUAGAAGCUUCUGACUAAUUGACAUCAUUUGAGCCAAUUGGAGGUGUACCUGUGGAUUUAUUUCAAGGCCCACCUUCAAACUCAUUGCCUCUUUGCUUGACAUCAUGGGAAAAUCAAAAGAAAUCAGCCAAGAUCUCAGAUCCCACAUGUCUGGUUCAUCCUUGGGAGCAAUUUCCAAAUGCCUGAAGGGUACCACGUUCAUCUGUACAAACAAUAGUACGCAAGUAUAAACACCAUGGGACCACGCAGCCAUCAUACCACUCGGGAAGGAGACUGUCUCCUAGAUGUGAAAUGGCCAGCUAGAUUAAAGUUAUACUGUUACAUUAACAACUUCAUAGAAACAUGUUGUUUUCUCAUCUGUGAUGGAAAACAAAUGCAUGACUAUAGUAAGUCAUUGAGGAGGCAUAUAAACACACUGUUCCACUCAUCUGCAGCUUCUCUGUACAUUUAUUGUAUUAUGGUAUGUCCUGAUGCCUAGUCACUUUCCCCUGCACAUUUCUCCUUGACCUGGUACUUCCUGUAUAUAGUUGCACAUUUAUCUCCUUGACCUGGUACUUCCUGUAUAUAGUUGCACAUUCUCCUUGACCUGGUACUUCCUGUAUAUAGUUGCACAUUGAUCUGGUAAUCCCUGUAUAUAGCUGCACAUUGAUCUGGUACUUCCUGUAUAUAGUUGCACAUUGAUCUGGUAAUCCCUGUAUAUAGCUGCACAUUGAUCUGGUAAUCCCUGUAUAUAGCUGCACAUUGAUCUGGUACUGGUAAUCCCUGUAUAUAGCUGCACAUUGAUCUGGUAAUCCCUGUAUAUAGCUGCACAUUGAUCUGGUAAUCCCUGUAUAUAGCUGCACAUUGAUCUGGUACUUCCUGUAUAUAGCUGCACAUUGAUCUGGUAAUCCCUGUAUAUAGCUGCACAUUGAUCUGGUAAUCCCUGUAUAUAGCUGCACAUUGAUCUGGUACUUCCUGUAUAUAGCUGCACAUUGAUCUGGUAAUCCCUGUAUAUAGUUGCACAUUGAUCUGGUAAUCCCUGUAUAUAGCUGCACAUUGAUCUGGUAAUCCCUGUAUAUAGCUGCACAUUGAUCUGGUAAUCCCUGUAUAUAGCUGCACAUUGAUCUGGUAAUCCCUGUAUAUAGUUGCACAUUGAUCUGGUACUGGUAAUCCCUGUAUAUAGUUGCACAUUGAUCUGGUAAUCCCUGUAUAUAGUUGCACAUUGAUCUGGUAAUCCCUGUAUAUAGCUCCACAUUGAUCUGGUAAUCCCUGUAUAUAGUUGCACAUUGAUCUGGUAAUCCCUGUAUAUAGCUGCACAUUGAUCUGGUAAUCCCUGUAUAUUGCUGCACAUUGAUCUGGUAAUCCCUGUAUAUAGUUGCACAUUGAUCUGGUAAUCCCUGUAUAUAGCUCCACAUUGAUCUGGUAAUCCCUGUAUAUAGUUGCACAUUGAUCUGGUAAUCCCUGUAUAUAGCUGCACAUUGAUCUGGUAAUCCCUGUAUAUAGCUGCACAUUGAUCUGGUAAUUCCUGUAUAUAGCGUUAUUAUUGUGUAUUCUAUUCCUCUUGUUACAAUCCCCAUGUUUUUAAAAAUAUUUUUAAACUUUGAAUCGUUGUGAAGGCCUGUAAGCAAGAAUUUCACGGUUAAGUCUACACCCGUUAUAUUCGGCGCAUGUGACAAAUAAAAUUUGUUUUGAAGUGCCCAAAUAAAGUAACAGGGUUGCCCUUAAAAGUGUUGACGUUUAAUCUUAAAUCAGACCAUUUCUAAAUAUGCAUUAAUGACCGUUUCUUUGAAGCUGUGUACGUGUUACUUGUGGAUUUUUUUUGAAAACAAAAAUUGAAAAUCAAGAUGUAUCAAUUUGUUUGUUUUUAUAAUGGCAUGUAGAUAUUGGAGUAAACCUAUUUUGGGUUAAAACAACUAACUAUGAGUAAAUUUCCAACAUGAUUAGCUUGCACUCUGA